GUUUCGGUUUCGGGACACGCCACGUGCGCCGCAGUGUGUAUUUAUAGUGGGAACGCGGCCAAAAGCAGCGCGUGUCACCGCCGACGAGAACGUGUGGUGCCCGCGACAUCCCGUGGGAUAUCGCGAACGACACGCGUGGAAAGUUGUUUUUUUUCUGGUGACAAGCCGGGAUAAGAAGACGCCCGGCUCCACUCAGAGCCGAUCGGAGACCGUUCCUACCGCGACGGUGUGCCCCGAAUGCAUCGAUCUGGUGGAUUACCCGAGACACGCGCCCCGUGUUGGUGAUUUCCACCGCGAGUGCUGGUUUGUGUCCCUUGUGCGUCGACGACGGUUGUGUGACACGGCGCGUGUCGGUCCCGAGGAGGAUGCCGCCCAGCUGAGCCACGGGAACAUGCUCCUGCUCGACCGCCGCCGUCGCUCCGGCUGCUCUUCGCGGAUGAAACUGAAUGGGACCGCCGAUCGUUGUUGGAGCGUCGAAGAACGUGACGAGGCGUGGAGCGAAGUUUCGUCGACGGCAUCGUUACCGAGACAAACGGAUUCUAUCUAGUCAGUGUCCGUGGGGAACCAGGUCAGCUGUGAUAACGCGGGACUCCCGUGCUACGGUGGAACCCGUUCUCAGCGGCGACGGUCUAUAGAAUCGUCGCGUGAAGUUCUGAGUAGGAACAGUUUUUAAGUUAAUCGACACGUGUGUCCGUGGAUCACGGACAGAUUAUUUGUUGAUCGUGACUCGUGGGACGACAAUGGUUACCUUGGACACCGAGCAGAAGCCCGAGAGGCAGCACUGCGGCCGCCGCAUGUGCGCCAUUUGUAGACGCAUCAAGCGCGACAAAGCGCUGAAGGUGAAGCUUAUGCUGAGGCGGCCGAUAAACCAGCUGGUUGCGCAAGGCAUCAUGCCACCUCUUAAGACACCACCAGCGUUUCACGAGCAACGCAAGCAGCUGGAGCGGGCGAAGACCGGGGAUCUGCUGAAGGCGAAGAUCCAGCAGAGACCAGGCCGGGAGGAGCUGGUCAGGCAGCACAUCCUCGAGGAUGUGGGUCACGUGGAUCCGAGCCUGGCCGAGAGACAGCGUAUGCUGAAGAAGGCCAGGCUGGCCGACCAACUGAACGACCAGCUCAGUCAUCGACCUGGACCGCUCGAGCUCAUUCAAAAGAAUAUUCUCCAUACGGAGGAGCCCAUUGAAAGGGCGGUCAAAGAGGGCCACAUUCCCUUCAAGGCCACCUGCGAGGGCCAAGUAACGAAGCCCCAGCACCCGGACCACUACAUCACCUUCGAGGACGACUCCCAGAGUUCCGAAGGAGCGCCAUCGCCGCAGCUGGAGUCGUCCCGGUCGGACGUUCUGGAGACGGCGGCCGCGUCCGCUGGGAUCGUUACCGUUUCGCUUAGUAUUCCGACGACCGGCGGUGCCGUGGUCGUCUCGUCCACGUCGCCGGUCUUCCAGCAGGCGUCGAACGAGUCGACGAUACAAACGUUCGCCGAACUCUGCAACACCGUUGUCAGCUCCCAGCAGCAGCAACAGCAGCAGCAGCAGCAGCAGCAGCAGCAACACCAACAGCAACAGCAACAGGUCCAGCACAGUCAGCAGCAUGCUUCCACGCAGGCGAGUCAGACGAACGGUCCAUCGACGACCCUCCUUCCACUGGCGCCGGCGCCCAGUCCGAUGUCCUUGGGCUCGACGACGUCCAGCCUGAGUCCCCUUUCCAAUAUCUCGAUAGCGUCGCCCCCGGCACCACCGCCGGCCGCCAUCACCCCGAGACCGCAGCCGAGCCCGAUCGCCGCGUCCACGUGUCAGAGGAGCGACGCGCCCGGCAAGGAUAAGAACAGGAAGAAGUCGAAGACCAAGAGCCAACCGAAAACCCGCACUAUCAAGUUCCACGAGUACAAGGGCCCGCCAAACGCACAGAAGACAUCGGUGUCGUCGACGACUUCCGGCCUCGGCUCGGCACCGCCCGGCGAGACCAGCUACGAGCUGCUGCUCCAGCAGCAGCAGCUCUUCCUGCAAUGGCAGCUCGAAUGGCAGCACAAGUAUCCCCAGAUCAUCCUACCGGCAGCACAAAAGCCAUUGUCCCUCAACAGCAGCGGCGCCAGCGAUGCUGGGAGCAUCAGCGGAAGCAGCGUGAACGCGCCCAGCCCUGCUCCCUCCAAUUCCUCGAACAACCCCUCGGAACAGCCGCCGCUGAGGCCCUUGGGUAAACUCGAAGAAAUGAAAGUAAGCGAUCUCAAAGUGGAACUGAAGCGUCGAAACUUGCCGGUGUCUGGCUCGAAGCCACAACUGAUCGAGAGAUUAAAGCCGUUCACGGAAUUAUCCAGCAGUAACUCGACGUCUAGCUCGAAUGGACCGCACGUGACGCACAUGGGCCACAUAUUGAUGGACACCCCGGGGCCAGUCACAUCCGACGAGUCUAGCUCCCAUGCCAAGAGCCCUGGCUCCGCCAUUAAGGAUGAGCCCAACAGCCCGCGGAUAGAUUCACCACAUGGCAGCGAGCAGGACGAUCCGUCGAGCCCGCCAGGAGACGACAUAAUCAAAGAGCAAAGAAAGCGGAUAGAGGAGUUGCAGCGCGAGCUGUACAAGUCGCAGCAGCAGCUCCAGCAAAUACGUCAGACUCAGCCUACGACCGUUCACGCUGAGAAACUGGUACUUCAACAACACAUACAGAACAAGAUGCAGCAGCAGCAAUUAGCGUUGCAUCUGCAACACCUGCAGCACUUGCAGCAACAACAAGCGCAGCAGCAACAGCAGCAGCAGCAACAGCAGCAACAACAACAGCAGCAACAGCAGAGUCAACAGCAAGCUCAGCAGCAAACGCAGCAACAGCACGCUGCGUUCCAGCAGUUGAACGCGAAGGCUAGUCUCGCGGCGUACUUGCAGGCGCAGCCGAAUAACACCGCUAUUUUAGAUUCUUCGACUUUGACUGCUAUCAACAAUAAGAAGAAUCAAGCUAAGAACAGCGCUACCGUCCAAAUCCCCACUGCGAUCGUCUUGAAUCUGGCGAAACCUGCGAAACUGAACGGCUCUCUUCUUGGUGCUUUGGUGGCGCAGGCGCAAGCCCAGCAGCAGCAACAAACUGUUGCCGCUGAAGAUGGGAAACCACCGCCACCUCAAUACGACGAAGCUGCGAAGCUUCUCAAAGUGAAAAUCGAGCCAGUGCAGAAGAACCACAUCAAAAGCCAGGUCGUCGAUGACGUGCUAGAGAUUCUCAUAAAGAAUGGAGAACUGCCGCCCAGCGCAGCGCAGGAUCCAGCGACUCCGACGACCCCGAACAGGCAGCUCCAGCAGAAUCUGGUGUUCACGGCGCCGGCGGACAGCCAAACUCACUCGUUGGUGUUUACCGCUGCUAGUCCGAUCAGCCCGAUCAGCCCGAUCGCGAUGGAGGUCUCCCAGAGUGAUUGCGUGAGUUCUCCGGCAACGAUACCGCCACCACCGCCCCCGUUGCCCCUGGCAACGUUCUCCAUUCAACUGCCCAGUGCAUUACAACAGUUACAGCAGCAAGAGGAGAUGACGUCGUUCAACACGGACCUCCUGACUUCGGAAGCGGAACUGGAGACCGCGAUGCUACUCAGCCCCCAGUCGGUCCAUCAAGCGUCGCCCGAUCCUCAACCGCCACAGGAGGUGACAUCUUCGGACAACGCUAACUUAGAUCUUAAGGAACUCGGAUUAGACCUAGAAACCCUAGACACUAUGGACUUCGGUCAGCUAGAAUGCGACUUAGGCGUCAAGAUGGAGGCACCGCAAGAGCUGAUGGACAUCGGAGACAUGCCCAUGGACAUGGACGACCAGGACUGGUUGGAUUCUCUGAUGCCACAGUCUCCUCCAGCGGCUUCCACAACGACGUCCAAUCAUCAGCCCGCGUCGUCCAUGAGCCUCUCAUCCGGGACGGACAUCUACGACCCGUUACUAGCCAGCAGCCAGGACCCGUUCGAUCUCUUCAACAUGGAGGACACAGACUUCAAGAUGUCCACCGAUCUGUCGCUAACCUGGGACAAGGUCGACUUCGCGACCUAGCCCGGGAUUCAGCCUUGGAGCUCGGCCUUGUGUACUUAACCGGCGAUGGGUAACUGGUCGGGGACGAACCGAGGCCACACAAGUGCUACACGCGUGUUGUGAAUCAUGUCUGUGACUGUUUGGUGCAUUUUUCUACGACCCGUUUCCGCAGCAGAUACUUGCCUCUCGGAUGAUGCGCAUACACGCGACAGAUCUGGGACGCUGAACGUACUUAUUCUACGCAGAACUUGUUACGCUUCUCGAACGAACCGGGCGGAGGACUUUCGUACGUAUUAGGAGUAAAUAGCUGUACAAUUUUCACGAGCGAGAUUUUAGGUGAGUAAUUGAUAACCGCGUUCCAAGAACGGUGCCGAAGAUCCGCGACGAGAGACCGCGAGGCCAUCGUUUUUAACGGGAUUUUUCUAGAGCAUAAUUGCCACGAGUGCACGAACACACUUCGGUCUUCCUCGGUCAGUAGAGUAGAACCAAUGUUGCACGGGAUGCUCUCUCGUUUCGCGACGUCGAUCGCGGGGAUCGUUUCUCCUUUGAACGACGUCGGUCCUUCACGGAAACGAUCAUAACCUGUAUGCAUCUCGCGAU
Molecule: messenger RNA, 4580 nt
Organism: Nomia melanderi (Alkali bee)
Lineage: Eukaryota; Metazoa; Arthropoda; Insecta; Hymenoptera; Halictidae
Source: RefSeq, a predicted model, not a curated record